AUGUACCAGCCCCCAUGCGCAUAUGCCUGCCGUGCGGCUAUUACCAACCCUCUGAACUGUUCCAUGACCUCACAUCACGGCACGGAUAUGUGGAUGGUCGAGGAUUCUCCCAGUCCAGAGUGCUAUGCGACCAACGAUGCCUUCUUGCAGACUCUGGCAUACUGUCUGUACUCACGCUGUCAGGAAUCAAACUCCACUAUUCAAAAAUACUGGGAGACGAAUGUCGCCGGAAAUGCGCCAGACCAGCCACUGCCCAAAGAGUCUUAUGAACAGGCCCUCCGGAGCAUCACGGCCAGGCCCAAGGUUGUAGUCAACUCUUCCGAGGUGCUACAAUCAGUAUCCCUUAUACCUAAAGAGAUUUACGAUGUCAAUUGGCAGACCCUGUCGGUCUUUGAGAAAAUAGAAAUAAGCCACGAAACAUGCGCCAUCAUCCUGCUAGUCGCCUGUGCCCUCAUCCCAAUCCUGCUCUCUUUCAUUCGAUUCAUCCCCCUCCCCACCUCCCUAACAACACUCAUCGACGCACACAUACUCACUCCCCCCCUCAUCGGCAACCGCCACAACGUCCCACUCUUCAACACCUUCACCAUGCCCACCAGAGGCCAAUCCCUCUUCAUCGGCUACCUCAUUGCCAUCAACAUAAUCCUCUGCUCUGUGGGCUUCUCAUCCGCCAACCCCAGCCUCUGGUUCAAGUCCAACUCCGAGGAGAUCGCCAUCUACGUAAGCAACCGCACGGGUGUCCUCAGCUUCGCCAAAAUCCCGCUCCUGGUCCUCUUCUCCAGCCGCAACAACCUCCUCCUCUGGCUGACUGACUGGUCCCAUUCCACAUUCAUGCUUCUGCACCGCUGGGUCGCUGGCAUCUGUGUUCUUGAAGCAGGUAUCCACGCGCUUAUCUUUCUGCACAUCUACCAUGUCUCCGGGGAGCAUGCCGCGGAGAGUAAGCUGCCGUACUGGUACUGGGGUAUUCUCGCCAUGCUAGCCUUGGCCAUUAUGAUCCCUGCGUCAGCGCUUCCGAUCCGUCGGAAAUGCUACGAGGUCUUCCUGGCAUGGCACGUCGUUCUCUUCCUGUUAGUCAUGAUCGGAUCUUUCCUGCACAUCUACUACCGGUAUGCCUUCCAGUGGGGCUACGAGAACUGGAUCUACACUGGUCUCGCGGUGUGGGGAUUCGAGCGGGGGUUUCGCGUGCUGCGUAUCGCGCGGAACGGAAUUCGCACCGCCUAUGUCUCCGUCGUGGAUGAUGAGUACAUCAAGGUGGAGGUUCCUGGAGUGUCGGCGCAGGGCCAUGUUUAUUUGUAUUUUCCGACCUUGACCUGGCGGGUGUGGGAGAAUCAUCCGUUCUCUGUUAUGACGGAUUGUUUUUUGUCGGCGGGGUCGCCCCUGGUACCUGCUAAGGAUGAUACGCAAGUUGCGAUGGCUAUUGAUGAUAAGCACAUAGCCCAGGAAAGCCCAUUCCGUAUGGACUCAGAAGACACACGCUAUCAACAAGGCCUGCUGAUCUACAUCCGGACCGAAUCCGGGAUUACAAAAUACCUGCGCAAUGUGUCACGAAUCCCAGUACUUGUCGAAUCCGCAUACCAUCCAACAUCUAUUAUCGGCGCAGAAACACGCCGCGCGACAAACAUCAUUGCCAUCGCGGGCGGCGUGGGUGUCACGGCCUUGACGCCAAUCCUGCUCGGUCAUGAGGGGUGGCAUAAGUUGUUUUGGGCGGUGCGUAGCAAGCCGUUGGUGGAUUCUAUGGCUGAAUCGCUGGGUGCGGACCGGUUUGAUCGGCUUAAUGCGGUUGUGUAUCACCAGAGUCGGAUGGAUAUCCCAAGGCUUCUUGAGCGGGAGGUUUCGGGUUGUAAAGGGGCGGAGGUUGUGGUGGUGGUUAGUGGGCCUUCGAGAAUGGCGGACGAGGUAAGGAUGGUUGUGGCGAGGUUGAUGAGGGAUCCGAUGGUCAGGGUGAGGUUGGUUGAGGAGUCGUUUAGCUGGUAG
Messenger RNA from Aspergillus steynii IBT 23096, 1971 nucleotides. Its product is annotated as putative ferric-chelate reductase (Fre2). Gene Ontology annotation, biological process: iron ion transport; intracellular iron ion homeostasis; copper ion import. Bases 1 to 1971 code for a protein of 656 amino acids. The record is from RefSeq and is a predicted model, not a curated record. The transcript is spliced from 2 exons. Gene Ontology annotation, cellular component: plasma membrane. Lineage: Eukaryota; Fungi; Ascomycota; Eurotiomycetes; Eurotiales; Aspergillaceae. Gene Ontology annotation, molecular function: ferric-chelate reductase activity.